This is a messenger RNA of Esox lucius (northern pike), 1103 nucleotides long. It is a transcript of the gene bricd5, whose product is annotated as BRICHOS domain containing 5. The transcript has 6 exons. NCBI's taxonomy places the organism in Eukaryota, Metazoa, Chordata, Actinopteri, Esociformes, Esocidae. Gene Ontology annotation, biological process: regulation of cell population proliferation. The record is from RefSeq and is a predicted model, not a curated record. Bases 302 to 997 code for a protein of 231 amino acids.
CCUUGGCCUUUCAACAAAUGGAUGGUCCUCCAGUCCGUUCCUCAUAUCACCCUGCUUGGCCGAUGACACAGCCUCUCCACAGAGGUGAGUCUGUCUCACCCCUUUGUCCAUUGUCUGGGGUUAGGGGGAACCAGCCAAACGGUUUGGCCUAUCAUGUGCCUGUGUGAGGCAGGAAGGGCGGGGGAUACAGACCUACAGAAAGAAGUUGGUCAGGUGUAUCGCAGGGCUUCUCAGUCAGUGCUGGUCAUGACCACAGCUCGAUGCAGAUAGUUGAGAAAAGGGUGAAGUCAAGGGACGCAGGAUGCUGAGAUGCUGGAAACGCUCAGAAACCACCGGAUUGGAGGACUCACAAUGCAUGGAUGGGAGUCCAGCAUUGCCCCCCCGGUUCCCACACAAAGCAUUCUGGGUGACCGUCAGUGCCACUCUCCUCCUGGUCAUCAUCGCCCUCAGCUUCACUGGGCAUCUAUGGCUAAGACAGCCCAAAGCCCAGUCUGUACAGGUGGUCCGAAUCACAGUUCCGGAUCAGACUGGAGCCCUUAUCAACCAAUCAGCAUUGGUGGACAAGCAAAACGACCUGGUGACCUAUUCUGUGACCUCAAAGGCCAACCACACGUCUACCGUGCUCUUUGACAUCAAACAUGGUUUGAUAUGCUACAAGCCUGACAAUCGGGGGACUUGCUUCCUGCGUAAGAUGGAGAGAUCCGAUUAUGAAAACGUGCACUCCCUCCUCCAGCAAUCCACACAAAUGGAAAGCCAGUUGGUGUUAUUGGGGAAUGAGACCCAGCGACAGACAGAGUUCCUGGGGGUUAUGGGGGCCAGCCAAGUGAACGUGUCCACCCUGGAGGAGCCUCUACAGGACCUAUGUCAACACAGCUUAAUCCACUGGACAAGGAGACAAGAUGGUCCAGGCAAACAGCGUCUGGUCUACUUCUGCAUCGACAUCUGCUUCCCUAGUAACAUCUGUGUGUCUGUCUGCUUCUACUACCUGCCGGAGUGACCUGCCACGCAUCCACUCGGGCAGCGCAUGCCGGCACUGAUCAGGGAAACGACGUGUUCCUUCUCAUCCCUGCCAAGACACCAGAGCAUCGCCGGCUCCAAAAAAA